This is a messenger RNA of Cottoperca gobio, 3870 nucleotides long. RefSeq names its product methylenetetrahydrofolate dehydrogenase (NADP+ dependent) 1b (gene mthfd1b). Lineage: Eukaryota; Metazoa; Chordata; Actinopteri; Perciformes; Bovichtidae. Gene Ontology annotation, molecular function: methylenetetrahydrofolate dehydrogenase (NADP+) activity; formate-tetrahydrofolate ligase activity; methenyltetrahydrofolate cyclohydrolase activity. Gene Ontology annotation, cellular component: cytosol. The record is from RefSeq and is a predicted model, not a curated record. Gene Ontology annotation, biological process: tetrahydrofolate interconversion. The transcript has 27 exons. Bases 382 to 3186 code for a protein of 934 amino acids.
UCUCGGCAUAGUUACACCAUCUGAAGUCCCGCCCAUUCCCCCACCCAUUGUUACAACUGGGAAUCCUAUUGGUUUUGAGGUUUUGGCUAACAUGUUAUAUUAGGUAUGUGAUUGGCUGCCAGAGUUGACAGUUUGUCAAUAGUCACGCCCCAUUCUGUCGUCAUGCCCACUUUGAUGCUAUUCCUGAAAAUCAAUACGCUGAUUUUCAGCCGUAGUGAUACAUUUGUGAAUGGAGCCUGCGUCACCAUCUUUCACUCCCAACGCUUUUUGAGUAAACUUAAGUUUUUGGCUGUCCUGACCACGCUCCUCUCUUCUUGUCACGCUGUGAGUGUGUGAAGGAGACACCAGCAUCUUACUACGCGGACUUUCAAGACUAAAAAGAUGUCAGCUCAAAUCAUAAGCGGGAAAGAGGUUUCAGCGCAGGUGAGGGAGCGUCUGAAGAAGGAUGUGGAGCAGAUGAAGCUUCAGGACCCAAACUUCAGACCCGGUCUAGUGGUUUUACAGGUUGGGGACCGCGAUGAUUCAAAUCUGUACAUCAGCAUGAAGCUGAAGGCCGCAGCAGAGAUCGGAAUAAAUGCCACACAUAAGAGACUUCCCAAGACUGCAACGGAGGAGGAGGUUCUUCACUGCAUCACAGAGGUGAAUGAGAACUCGUCUGUCCACGGCCUCAUCGUGCAGCUGCCCUUAGAAUCAAUCCACAAGAUCAACACAGAGAAGGUCACCAACGCCGUGGCCCCGGAGAAGGAUGUAGACGGACUGACCAGCAUCAAUGCAGGGAAGCUGUCCCGAGGGGAUUUGGGCGACUGCUUCAUCCCCUGCACACCAAACGGCUGCAUGGAGUUAAUCAGACAGACGGGUGUGUCUGUCGCAGGGAAGAGAGCGGUAGUGAUUGGUCGUAGUAAGAUUGUGGGCGCACCGAUGCACGACCUGCUGCUGUGGAACCACGCCACCGUCACCACCUGCCACUCCAGAACCGCUGAUCUCCCUGGAGAGGUGGGCAGAGCAGACAUCCUGGUUGUCGGCAUCGGGAAAGCAGAGAUGGUGAAAGGAGAGUGGAUUAAGAAAGGAGCUGUGGUCAUCGACUGUGGCAUCAACCACAUUCCAGACGAGACUAAAGCCAGCGGGAAGCGGGUGGUGGGUGAUGUCCACUACGCCUCAGCCAAAGAGCAGGCCGGCUUCAUCACCCCUGUGCCCGGGGGUGUGGGACCCAUGACCGUGGCCAUGCUGAUGGCGAACACAGUGUUGAGUGCAAAGCGUUUCCUAGAGAGCCACCAACCAGGGAAGUGGAAUAUUUCUUUCCCCACACUCGACCUCCAGAAGCCCGUGCCAAGCGACAUUGUGAUUUCUCGCUCCUGCGUGCCCAAGCCCAUCGACUGCCUAGCGAGAGAGGUGGGCCUGCUGCCAGAUGAGGUGGAGCUCUAUGGCAAGACUAAGGCCAAGGUCCAGCUGAGUAUCAUCAAACGCCUGCAGGCCCAGCCAGACGGCAAAUAUGUGGUUGUCACUGGCAUUACACCCACCCCCCUGGGUGAAGGAAAGAGCACCACCACCAUCGGCCUGGUCCAGGCCCUGGGAGCCCACAUGAAGCUCAAUGUGGUUGCUUGUGUCCGACAGCCUUCUCAGGGUCCCACCUUUGGCAUCAAAGGUGGUGCUGCAGGAGGUGGAUAUUCUCAAGUCAUUCCAAUGGAAGAGUUCAACCUCCAUCUCACCGGCGACAUUCACGCCAUCACGGCCGCCAACAACUUAGUGGCUGCUGCCAUCGAUGCUCGCAUGUUCCACGAGGCUUCACAAUCUGACAAGGCUCUGUAUAACCGUCUGGUCCCGCUCAGUGGAGGACAGAGGAAGUUCUCCCCCAUCCAGAUCAACAGACUGAAAAAACUGGGCAUAGAAAAGACCGAUCCCUCCACUCUGACUGAAGAAGAGAUCACCCGCUUCGCCCGCCUGGACAUGGACCCGAGCUCUGUCACCUGGCACAGAGUGAUAGAUACCAAUGAUCGCUUCCUGAGGAAGAUCACCAUCGGACAGUCGCCAACUGAAAAAGGAUUCACGAGAGAGGCGCAGUUUGACAUCACUGUGGCCAGUGAGAUCAUGGCGGUGCUCGCCCUCACCAGCAGCUUGGAGGACAUGCGUCAGCGUCUGGCCAAGAUGGUCGUGGCAACCAGCCGCGGCGGACGGCCCGUCACCACCGAGGACCUGGGUGUGAGUGGUGCUCUAGCUGUGCUGAUGAAAGAUGCCAUCAAGCCAAACCUGAUGCAGACUUUGGAGGGAACACCUGUGUUCAUCCAUGCCGGCCCGUUUGCCAACAUCGCCCACGGCAACUCCUCCAUCCUGGCUGAUAAAAUAGCUUUGAAGCUGGUGGGACCCGAGGGCUUUGUGGUGACUGAGGCUGGCUUUGGUGCGGACAUUGGCAUGGAGAAGUUCUUCAAUAUCAAAUGUCGCUACUCGGGCCUGAGACCCCACGUGGUGGUGCUGGUGGCCACCGUCCGAGCCCUGAAAAUGCACGGAGGAGGACCAACAGUCACUGCUGGGAUGCCACUGCCUAAGGAAUACAUUGAGGAGAACCUUGAGCUGCUGGAGAAAGGCUGCAGCAACAUGAGGAAGCAGAUCGAGAAUGCACAGCACUUCGGCGUGCCAGUGGUGGUGGCUGUCAAUGCUUUCAAGACAGACACUGAGGAGGAGCUGGAGCUGGUCUGCAGCAUGGCCAAAGCAGCCGGAGCCUUCGACGCUGUGCGCUGCUCCCACUGGGCCGAAGGUGGAGCCGGUGCAGUGGCUCUGGGUCAGGCGGUCCAGAAGGCCUCUGACGCCUCGAGCAAAUUCAAGUUCCUCUAUGAUUUGGAGCUCCCUAUUACUGAUAAGAUUCGAAUAAUCGCCCAGAAGAUCUACGGAGCGGAUGAUAUCGAGCUUCUCCCAGAGGCUCAACACAAGGUGGAGCUCUACACCAAGCAGGGUUUCAGUAAUCUGCCGAUCUGCAUGGCAAAGACUCACCUGUCGCUCUCUCACGAGGCGGACAAGAAGGGCGUGCCCACAGGGUUCAUCCUGCCAAUCAGAGACAUCCGAGCCAGUGUGGGCUCUGGGUUUCUCAUCCCACUCGUUGGCACGAUGCCCACGAUCCCGGGUCUGCCCACCAGGCCGUGUUUCUAUGACAUUGACCUGGACCCUGAGACUGAACAGGUCAACGGGCUCUUCUGAAGCAGAUGUAAGGAAGGCAGUUGAGAUGCAGAUAACAAUCUCAUACUGAAGUUGAAAGGCUCGUGUUUUAAUAUCUUGCCCUUGUUGUUUCAUUCCCCCCCUGACUGUAUAGACACAGCGCCCCCACUGAGCCCCGAUAAAAUGUGAUUAACUACUAACUGAAAGUGCCUACAGCGCGUCUGCUGGAGCUGUUUUUGUUUGUUGUUUUGUCUUUGCCCAGAAGGCUGCCGAUGGCCAAAUCAAGAAACCUAAUUAAUCACAGAGCAGUGUAUCUCCUGCACGGUGGAAGUGUCCUGUUGACAAUUCUUUCAGUUACAUGUCUCACUGCACAUAAACAAGCCCCGCUUGUAUUUUCAGAUCCAACAACAAUGACAAUAAUAAGCCUCUUAAGGGCCAAUCUGGACUCUUGUAUUAAUCACUUGUGUAUAUUUUGUGUGCACUACACCUUGAGCAUCUCCUCCAGGCUGCUGUCUUUAAAAAUGGUGUGUGUGCCUCUGGGAUAAAAAUGUUUUUAUUUUUUAGCAAUCUUGUUACUGUCAACUUUUCUAUUUUGUCUGUCCGACACUCUAAUUGAGUGUUUCUAACACUGUCUAAUAUUGCUGGAGAAAUCAUAAUUUUGUAAAUCGGUGGUUUCCACUUUUCUGUCAGAAAAGAUCAAAUAAAGUGUCCUUGAUGGAAAGCCCA